Molecule: messenger RNA, 1761 nt
Organism: Arabidopsis arenosa
Lineage: Eukaryota; Viridiplantae; Streptophyta; Magnoliopsida; Brassicales; Brassicaceae
Source: the annotation of a GenBank genome assembly
AAAAAACAUUUUCUUGAGAAAGAAGCCACAAUCUCUAUCACACAUACUAUGGAUCUUGUUGAGAGUUUUGGCCAUGGCGAUCCUGAUACUCCGCGUUUCAGUGACGACUUUGGUUCUGGCUCUGCUUGCUCGACUCCUUUCGUUAGUGCUCCGUCUAGUCCCGGUCGUGGUCCUCCACCGGGUUAUUUCUUCAGUGCACCGUCGAGUCCGAUGCAUUUCUUCCUUUGCUCUGCUUCUUCUUCAUCGGAGAAUCCUAAAAAGCUCGACUCUUCGUCAUGCGGCGACUUUGAGUUUGAUUUCUCGUCGAGGUUGUCUUCAAGCAGUGGUCCUUUAGGCGGUGUUUCAAUGACCUCAGCUGAAGAGCUUUUCUCUAAUGGCCAGAUCAAGCCGAUGAAGCUCUCUUCGCAUCUUCAGAGACCUCAGAUCUUAUCUCCGCUUCUAGAUCUGGAGAACGAGGAAGAAGACGACGAAGACGAUGAGACCAAACCAAACGGUGAGAUGGUUAAACGUGGGAGAGAUCUGAAACUAAGAAGCAGAUCUGUUCAUCGGAAAGCCAGAUCUCUCUCUCCUCUCCGAAACGCAGCGUAUCAAUGGAACCAAGAAGAAGAGGAAGAGGAAGAAGUCGCCGGAGAGAGACAAGUGAAGGAGUGUAUAAGGAAGCUUCAAGAAGACGAAAACGUGCCUUCAGCUGAAACGACACCGUCUUGUUCUGCUUCUUCUUCACGAUCAUCUUCUUACGGUAGAAACUCUAAGAAAUGGAUCUUUCUUAAAGAUCUGCUUCAUCGAAGCAAAAGCGAAGGAAGAGGCAACGGUAAAGAGAAGUUCUGGUCCAACAUUUCAUUCUCUCCUUCUAAUUUCAAAGACAAGAAACUCAAAUCAUCUCAACCUGAAGAGAAACCGAUUCAAGAAACAGUUGAGGCUGCCGUGGAAUCCAAGAAGCAGAAGCAGAAACAACCGCCGGCGAAGAAAGCUCCGAUCACCGGAAAACCAACAAACGGGAUAGCGAAACGGAGAGGGUUGCAGCCGUCUGCUCACGAGCUACAUUACACAACGAACAGAGCUCAAGCAGAGGAGAUGAAGAAGAGGACAUAUUUGCCUUACAGGCAUGGACUCUUUGGCUGUUUAGGGUUUAGUUCCAAAGGUUACAGUGCCUUGAACGGUUUAGCCCGUAGCUUAAACCCAGUUUCGUCCGGUUAAGUUAUAGAUUAAGCAAAUGUUUUAUGUAUAGAUAAUGAAUCCUUAAGUUAUAUAUAGACUAUAGUAUAUGUCAUUGUAUUUUUCAGUUGUUAGAUUUGAUUACUAUGAUUCUCUUCUAGUUCUUGGGAAUGUAUUCAGAAUCUAAAAAAAUUACAGUAAUGUUGUAGUAACAGUUUUGUGAGUUUUUUUAGUGUUCUUGUGGACAAGGUAAUGAAAACAAUAAUGGUGGGUGGGGUUUUAGUUUGUUGAGAGAGAGUGCAAUAAUUUUUUGUAAGUACUUCUACUACUCUGUGAGAUCUGCAGGAAAGAGAUUAAAAUAAAAUUGGGGCCAUGGGUGAGUUGUUGUGUUUUGGAGUAAUGUGUGUCAAGAGUUAAGAGAGAGCAUCUUCAUCAUCUACAUGACCCAUUUGUGCUUUGUCUUAUUAACAUUUGGUGAUUGAAACUGCAUCUUUUAAGUCUUAUCUAAUUGUCUUUUUGCUUGUAUUAUUAUUUCAUAUGAUUUAUUGUUAAUAUCUCUAUCUAUUUGGGAUUUUUCUUCAUACUUAAUAACCAUAUUACAUCAUC